AUGGGCAAGGUGCUGUCCAAGAUCUUCGGCAACAAGGAGAUGCGGAUCCUGAUGCUGGGUCUGGACGCGGCUGGUAAAACUACCAUCCUGUACAAACUGAAGCUGGGCCAGUCCGUCACCACCAUUCCUACCGUGGGCUUCAAUGUGGAGACGGUUACGUACAAAAACGUCAAGUUCAACGUGUGGGAUGUGGGGGGCCAGGACAAGAUCCGUCCCCUCUGGAGGCAUUACUACACGGGCACGCAAGGCUUGAUCUUUGUGGUGGACUGCGCCGAUCGAGACCGCAUCGACGAGGCCCGCCAGGAGCUCCACCGCAUUAUCAACGACAGGGAGAUGCGGGACGCCAUCAUCCUCAUCUUCGCCAACAAGCAGGACCUGCCCGAUGCCAUGAAACCCCAUGAAAUCCAGGAGAAACUGGGCCUGACCCGAAUCAGGGAUAGGAAUUGGUACGUGCAGCCCUCCUGUGCUACUACAGGGGAUGGACUCUAUGAAGGGCUGACAUGGUUAACGUCCAAUUAUAAAUCCUAAUGAGAGAAUUUAACUAUUUAGUCUACAAAGAAUUAAAGAAAACAAAACAACAAAUAACCCACAUGGCUUUCCGGAAGAAUGAUUCUCUACUGAAAAGUAAAAGCAUCCAUAGGAUUAUGAUCACCUUUCUCCAGUUACCACCCUUUCCUUCUGCACACUUGACUGGAUUCCUGUUUUAACUCUUUGCUUGGCGUUAGGAUGCUCUAACCUCCGAAUGUGACACACGAACACAAGCACUAGAUGCUAUGGCAGACUUCCAGCAAACAGGGGAAAGACACAUUGUAGACUUGCUAAGUAACUUUUUUUUUUAAUUAUUUUUCUUCUUGAUAGCCCUUAAGAAAGUUUGAUUAUUUUGGGGUAUGGCUGGGGAGGGGUUGUUUUC
Indicator indicator is the source of this 910-nucleotide messenger RNA. It is a transcript of the gene ARF6, whose product is annotated as ADP ribosylation factor 6. Gene Ontology annotation, cellular component: cytoplasm. The coding region runs from base 1 to 528 and encodes 175 amino acids. Gene Ontology annotation, molecular function: GTP binding; GTPase activity. The record is from RefSeq and is a predicted model, not a curated record. Lineage: Eukaryota; Metazoa; Chordata; Aves; Piciformes; Indicatoridae. Gene Ontology annotation, biological process: vesicle-mediated transport; intracellular protein transport. The transcript has a single exon.